AUGCAUGCCGGUAUGCCUCAUCGAGGCAAUGGAAAAUCUGAGGCCCCAACUCCUGAUCUCAAGACACUACUCGCCGAAGACUUUGUCAAUGAAUCGCAUAUGGAAGCUUUUUGCCAUGCUUUACAAUUAGACGAAUCCUACUUCGACCACCAAGGUGAUGCAACUUCACCCCAAAUUCCUGGAACCCCGGUAUCCAAUGCAUCACGGAUUCGAAAGGUAUCAGCGUUAUCCGACUUUGCACCUGUCAACCUCAAGGUCAAGAGACGAAAAAAGCGAGGUAGAGAGGACAAAAGAAGCGAUUAUCUUUUUAUCAUUCUCCGGUGGCCUCUUCUGUUUUUUAUAUUUUUGUUCAUUGCAGCAGAGUUUGGAUUUUAUGUGGUGAUCAGACAAAUGGUUAACACAAAGGAGUGGAUAUCGGCUUGGAGGGGCCAAAAAGGUAGAUUACGGAAGAAAAUGAGGAGUGCCAGGAACUAUGAGGAAUGGAAAAGUGCAGCUGUAACUUUGGAUAAUUAUCUUGGGUUUGACGAGUGGAAAAACCAUGAUGAGGACCAGUACUACGACUGGAUGCUUGUCCGCAAGGUUAAGAAAUCUUUAAAGACAAUGAGAGAGAAGAAUGACGUGCGAGGGUGUUUGGGUGUGUUGGAAACUUGCAUUCGUUCUAAUUUUGCUGCUGUAGAAUCAUCGAGAUUGUAUAGCGAAGUACCCAACACCUUUCUGGGAACGAAGAACUUGAUUGAAUCUUAUUUUGACGAACUCGAAUUAUCGCUGCAGUUCAUUCGGGAGACACCCGAACUCAGCGUAGACGAGAAGAAGCGCUUUUUUAAGAGUGCUAAUACUAAUUUGGGAAUCUCUGCCCUCUGCCUUUCUGGAGGAGCAUCUUUUGGUUACUAUCACUGCGGAGUUAUCAAGGCACUUCUGGAUGCUGGACUUCUUCCCAGAGUUAUAACAGGAACGAGUGCCGGAGGUUUGAUUGCUGCUUUAACUUGCACGAGGACAGAUGAGGAACUCAAGGUUCUACUUGUUCCCGAAUUGGCAAACAAGAUCACAGCGUGCGAAGAGCCUUUAAGUGUGUGGCUGAAGAGAUUCUGGAAGACAGGUGCUCGUUUCGAUAGUGUGACGUGGGCAAGAAAGUGCACAUUUUUUACGCGAGGUUCUAUGACUUUCAAAGAAGCCUAUAUCAGGACAGGGCGCAUACUCAACAUAUCUGUCAUCCCAGCUGAUAGACAUUCACCGACCAAACUUCUUAACUUUUUAACAGCUCCUGACACAGUUAUUUGGUCUGCACUUUUGGCUUCUGCAGCAGUUCCUGGAAUUUUGAACCCGGUCGUUCUAAUGCAAAAGCUCAAGGAUGGAAACAUCGUUCCGUGGAGUUGGGGUAGUAGAUUUAAAGAUGGAUCUUUAAGAGGGUCAGCAGGGAAACCAGUUGCCCAUCGGAAAGGGAAAGGUAAUCUAAACUUACUCGAAAACUCAUUGUUUAUUGAUUCACUGCGCGUGGAGGGUGGAGAGGAAACUUCCUAUUAUCAGCAGCGGAACAAUGGCUCAAACACGAAUUGA
This is a messenger RNA of Psilocybe cubensis, 1554 nucleotides long. RefSeq names its product Patatin-like phospholipase domain-containing protein. Gene Ontology annotation, molecular function: peroxidase activity; triacylglycerol lipase activity; heme binding. The record is from RefSeq and is a predicted model, not a curated record. NCBI's taxonomy places the organism in Eukaryota, Fungi, Basidiomycota, Agaricomycetes, Agaricales, Agrocybaceae. Bases 1 to 1554 code for a protein of 517 amino acids. Gene Ontology annotation, biological process: lipid metabolic process; response to oxidative stress. The transcript has 16 exons.